Ochotona curzoniae (black-lipped pika) is the source of this 1814-nucleotide messenger RNA. It is a transcript of the gene LTAP1, whose product is annotated as chromosome unknown C1orf43 homolog. The coding region runs from base 185 to 946 and encodes 253 amino acids. NCBI's taxonomy places the organism in Eukaryota, Metazoa, Chordata, Mammalia, Lagomorpha, Ochotonidae. Gene Ontology annotation, biological process: phagocytosis. The record is from RefSeq and is a predicted model, not a curated record. The transcript has 7 exons.
CCUCCCCCUCCCCCUUCCGCCUCCGCCAUGUUUCUACGCCGGGUCCGGCUUGGGCUUCCCCCGUGAGGAAAUGGCCGGGGAGCUCCAGGAAACCCAAGCGCCGUGCUUGCUCCGGCGCAGCCUGGGCUGACGACUCAGGUUGGCGGCUUGAACCCGAGCAGUUCUACGCAGGCUAGGGGAGGCCAUGGCGUCCGGCAGUAACUGGCUGUCUGGGGUGAAUGUCGUGCUGGUGAUGGCCUACGGGAGCCUGGUGUUUGUACUGCUGUUUAUUUUUGUGAAGAGGCAAAUCAUGCGCUUUGCAAUGAAAUCUAGAAGGGGACCUCACGUCCCGGUGGGACACAAUGCCCCCAAGGACUUGAAGGAGGAGAUUGAUAUUCGACUGUCCAGAGUUCAGGAUAUCAAGUAUGAGCCCCAGCUCCUUGCAGAUGAUGACGCAAGAUUGCUACAGCUGGAGACCCAGGGGAACCAGAGUUGCUACAAUUAUCUGUACAGAAUGAAAGCUCUGGAUGCCAUCCGUGCCUCUGAGAUCCCAUUUCGCACUGAAGGCCGGCAUCCCCGUUCCUUAAUGGGCAAGAAUUUCCGCUCCUACCUGCUUGAUCUGCGAAACACUAGCACUCCUUUCAAGGGUGUGCGCAAAGCCCUCAUCGAUACCCUGCUGGACGGCUACGAGACAGCACGCUACGGAACAGGGGUCUUUGGCCAGAAUGAGUACCUGCGCUAUCAGGAGGCCCUGAGUGAGCUGGCCGCCGUGGUGAAGGCACGAAUGGGAAGCUCUCAGAGGCAACACCAAUCAGCAGCCAAGGACCUCACCCAGUCCCCCGAAGUCUCCCCAACAACCAUCCAGGUGACGUACCUCCCCUCGAGUCAGAAGAGCAAGCGUGCCAAGCACUUCCUCGAAUUGAAGAGCUUUAAGGACAACUAUAACACCCUGGAAAGCACUCUGUGACGGAGCCGAAGGACUCUUGCUGUAGACUGAGCCAGAUGCAGUGUGCAAGACGAUCUACUCCCCGGGCCGCCCCCCGGGGGUGUAGCUGAGCAGGCUGGGACAGAUCAGAUGACACUCCCGGGCGUCCGGAGGUCAUCUCCAGCCCUUUGUCACAGACAUUUUCAGAUCCUCAACUCACUUUAUUUCCCUUAGUAGCACUUUUUCUGGAUUUGAAUUCAGAUGUCAUUCUUAAAUGUUUCUGUCAAAAAUUCCUUAAAAAUCUUUACUUGGUGGGCAACAAACACCACGAUACAACACGUAAAGCACCAAGGCUGGAACGUACACAUCACAUAUCGGAGUGCUGGCUCAAGUUCUGGCUGCUGCUCUUCCAGUGCAGCUCCCAGUACAGUGCUCCCGGGAGGCAAUCCAAGAUGACCCGAGUACCCACAUGAGAAAACCAGAUGGGAACUUCUGAUUCCUGGCUUCUUCCCUGCCCAGUCCCUGCUGUUGCAAGUAACUGAGGAGAGAGCCACCAGAUGGAAGAUCUGGCACUCUGCUUGUCAAAUAAAAAUCUUUUUAAAAAGUUUCUUAAAAAUAUCUUGCAGCCGAUGUUGUGGCACAGUGGAUUGUGCUAGCAUUCUGUAUUGGAGUCACAAAGUACUGGCUGCUCUGUUGUCUACCUAGCUUCCUGCUAAUGUGCCUUGGAAAACAACAGAAGAUAGUCCAAGUACUUGGAUCCCUGUCACCUGUGUAGGAUCUGAAUGGAAUUUCUACUUCCUGGCUUCAAGUUGGGCCAGCCCUAGCUAUUGUGGCCAUUUGGGGAAUGAACCAGCGGUUGAAAGAUACCCCUCCCCUCACCAUUUCUCAGACCUUCAAAUAAAUAUUUAAA